This is a messenger RNA of Microthlaspi erraticum, 1182 nucleotides long. NCBI's taxonomy places the organism in Eukaryota, Viridiplantae, Streptophyta, Magnoliopsida, Brassicales, Brassicaceae. The record is from the annotation of a GenBank genome assembly.
AUGAUGAUUCAAAACGUUGAGGUUGAUUACGCAAAGAAAAUGCAAAGAUGUCACGAAUACGUUGAAGCUCUCGAAGAAGAACAAAAGAAAAUCCAAGUCUUUCAACGUGAACUUCCUUUAUGCUUAGAGCUCGUCACACAAGCGAUCGAGGCGUGUCGGAAGGAGUUAUCAGGAACGUCGACGACGUCGGAGCAAGUUCACGGCGGACAAUCGGACUGUUCGGAGCAGACGACGAGUGCUUGCGGCGGUCCCGUCUUUGAAGAGUUUAUUCCGACUAAGAAGAGCGAGGAGGAAGACGGCGAACAUGAUGAGUCGUCUCCUGAUGAAACUGGGAUUGAUGAUAAUAGCAACGUUGAUAAGAAGAAAUCGGAUUGGCUUAGAUCUGUUCAGUUAUGGAAUGAUCCGUCGGAGCCGGAUCUAAACCCGAAAGAGGUUUCGAAACCCGAACGUGUAGUGGUAGCAGCAGUAGCUAAGAAGGCGAAAGUGGUUGAGGUGAAACCGAACAACAACUGCGGCGCGUUUCAGCCGUUUCAAAAGGAGAAAAAACGCGUUUUUACGGAGGAGACUGAUGUACAGCCGGCGGUGAAAGCGGCUAGAUUGACGCCGGUGCCGGCGCCGGCGACGACGACUAGUUCCACGACGGAAACCGGCGGUGGUGAACGUGAUUCGGAUAAAGCGGGAGAGGAACAGAUACAGCUGCAGAACCAAUCGCAAACGCAUAGGAAACAGAGACGGUGCUGGUCGCCGGAGUUACACCGGCGGUUUCUUCACGCGCUUCAACAGCUCGGAGGAUCUCAUGUUGCUACACCGAAACAGAUCAGAGAUCAUAUGAAAGUUGAUGGAUUAACAAAUGACGAAGUUAAAAGCCAUUUACAGAAAUAUAGACUUCACACAAGAAGGCCAGCGACGUCGGUGACGGCGCAAAGUAACGGAAACUCGCAACAACCGCAAUUCGUGGUGGUCGGAGGGAUAUGGGUGCCGUCGCCGCAAGAUUUUACUCCACCGGCAGAUGUAGCCAAGAACGGUGGUGUUGUAUACGCUCCGGUGGCAACGCAACCACCACCACUUCCACUACCACCGCAAUCUCCUAAGCGUUCGGUGGAGAGAAGUAGUGGCCGUUGCAACUCGCCGGCGGCAUCUUCCUCUACGAAUACAACCACAACUUCUUCACCUGUGGCAUAG